Messenger RNA from Puccinia triticina, 759 nucleotides. RefSeq lists its product as uncharacterized. The record is from RefSeq and is a predicted model, not a curated record. Lineage: Eukaryota; Fungi; Basidiomycota; Pucciniomycetes; Pucciniales; Pucciniaceae. Bases 1 to 759 code for a protein of 252 amino acids. The transcript has 9 exons.
AUGUUUGCCCACGGAAUUAGGUUUUUGACUGUCAUCGGCCUGCUAGCUCGCCACUCUUUAGCGAUAGACUGUUACCCGGGCACUACUGUGCGCAGGGAGGAAUGUGAAAACGCAAUCUCUCAAAUAGUCUACCGCGACGGUGUUCUUGGUAAAGCAUCUAAAUCCUUCGGAUACGUUAACGGAGACUGUUCUAUCAUCGUCCAAAAUCCAAAGGGCGCUGACCCGGCACCUACUAAGAAGCAAAUUGAACGCGCCUUUGCCCAAAUUCUUGAUAAAUGCCAACCAGGGACCGGAGGGAGCAAACUCCCAUCUAACGAGACAGUACUUUUGAACAUCGGUAACCGCGGCCUUAAACAGUUUAACAUUUACGACUCGGAUUUCCCGUUCUUGAAGGAAACCUGUGGACUUAACUCCAAUGCGCCUGAAACCAAGAAGGAAGAUUGUGUGAAGGCCUACGAGUCUAUCGGUAUCAGCAUCGAGGGUGAAUUCCUCGAUGAUAAUAAACUGAUGUCCCCUAAAAUUACGAAGACCUUUAAAUCAUGCACUGUAUCCAUUUCCACGUCCGAUGAAUCCGACGUUAUCGCAAACCGGCAGGUUGUUCGCCCCACAUUUGACAAGUUACUUGACCGGUGCAACGGCAAAUCCGGUGUGGUUAGCUUGAAGGAAGGAGCUGCAGGAGACAACGGUCGAGUUAUUUUGAAGACCAGAAGCAGCGUCCUCUGCGGUAACAACGACCCCCAAAAGCAAGUUUGCCACUAA